Molecule: messenger RNA, 1271 nt
Organism: Aedes albopictus (Asian tiger mosquito)
Lineage: Eukaryota; Metazoa; Arthropoda; Insecta; Diptera; Culicidae
Product: syntaxin-19-like
Exons: 4
Coding region: 288-1265 (325 amino acids)
Biological process (GO): vesicle-mediated transport; vesicle fusion; intracellular protein transport
Cellular component (GO): endomembrane system; membrane; SNARE complex
Molecular function (GO): SNARE binding; SNAP receptor activity
Source: RefSeq, a predicted model, not a curated record
UUCCGAUAUGAAACAGCUCGAGAUAAAAAUAGAACAUUCAGCACAAAUUAUGUAUGGCUUUCAUUUUUUCGACGCUCCAUUACUUGCCAGCGUCGAUCCGGCGUGAUUUUUUUGUUUAGUUUAUCUUUGAGAGAAGUGGAUCAUUAUUGCUUCCCGGUAAUCGACCACACAUAUGGUUAUGGUUUAGUCGUUGCGUCGGUUGCGCGGUUCGCGAGUGUUAGCGUGAAGUACAUUCUUGAUCACGCUUUUUGUCCAUUUUGGUCAUUUUGGUUGGCGUGCCGGUCAGGAUGGGUCGGGAUCGUUUGAACUCUCUUCUAAAGAAACGCGAGUUCUUGGAAUCUCUGGAGAAUCUUCCCCAACAGCAUGAGUACAAAACGCUGCUCAACCAAAAGCAAAUCAUUCAGGAUCUCAGCCAAUUCUCGAAAAUCUCCCACUGGAUCGGUGACUUGCAGCAGAAUGUUCUGGCCAUCGAGGAAGAGCUAACAGGCCAAGGUUCAAUCAAGGCCAGCCAAAAGCUCGGCGAUAAUGCAACUCUGUGCCACAAGAUAUUCAACGCUGUCAAGGGACUGCAGGCAGAUUUGGAGAACCUGAGGCAGCAGAAAGAUGAGGAGAGUGGAGAGCCAAGAGAAUGCGGUGAUCUAGUUAGCAUGGUGCGCAGCACACAGUUUGAGAAUGUGAAAACCGCCUACUUUGAGGCGUACUGGAGGUUUCAUUCGUUGGUGCAGAAUUACGAGGAAACGGUCAGGAAGCGAAGACCUGUAGAGUCAUCGCAUCAAUCCCUAACCUCGCCGUCACCAUGUGACACUACACAGCCCACAAAUCCUCCGGAUUACGACGUCCUAGAUUCUAGCCAGCAUCCCUCUCGACGCCACUCCCUAGACGAGCAGUUUAAUCUCCCAAAAUCGGCCACAAUUCUCAUCGGGGAGCACGAAACCGCAACCGAAACCCUCCAGGCCGUUGAGGAACGCCACGAGGAGCUGCAGGCGCUGGAGCGAACGCUCGUCGAUAUGCGGGAUCUGUUUGUGCUGUUCUCGACCCUGGUGAUGGAGCAUGGCAGCAUGCUGAAUCUGGCGGAAACCAAAGUGCAGGAUGCGGCCCAACAUGUGGCCACCGCAGCAGCGGACAUCAAAGAGGCUCACUACUACUAUCGGAAGGUGGGCGGCCGGAAGUGGCUUUGCUUCGAUGUGACUUGUGGCUUGCUGGUGCUGUUGGCCUUUUUGGUGGCGAUUGCUAUUUAUUUGGCGAUGAAGAAGUUCUUGUUUUGAACGAAA